UGUCCCUGUCGAGUCCGUCAUCGGCGGCGUGUAUGCCAUUCUUGCGAAAUGUUGACCGUCGGACAUUGCACUAAAGUUGCCGUGAGACCCCAGCCUGGACGCAGAAGCAACAUUUUGCGGGGAGAGCGCUGAGGAGGAACGAGUUUUCUGUGCCGAAGAAGAGUUUGAGAGAAUCUUCAGGUUGCUCCUUGUCUCGUGUUGCCGGAGCGAAGCUCGACUUUGCGGAGUUUUGAGAAAGGCAUCUGGGUGACCACUGCUGUGCUGGAUAGUACCGACAAGCCUUGGGAAGUUUUUUACACGACGUGGUUGACAGUAGUCGCACACAAGAGUCUGUGAUGGUGUGAGGAUCAGUGGGCCGCUCUUGAGCAAUGAGGGGCAUGGUGGUCAGACACCACCUCUGGAUAGUUGUGGCACCAUUCGUGUUCUUGGGCAUAUGGACAUCGCAUGGACAGGCCGUUACUCCUUCCAACCGACCCGUCAUCAAAAUAGGGGCACUGUUCACGGAGGACCAACGAUCAUCUGCAAUGGAGCUGGCUUUUAAGUACGCCGUCAUCCGUAUCAACAAGGACAAGCACCUACUUCCCAACAUCACCCUCAACUUCGAUAUCCAGCACAUACCCAAAGGAAACUCCUUCCGGGCGGCAAAACUAGCUUGCAACCUUAUCAGCUCUGGCGUGGCGGCCAUUUUCGGUCCCAACGACCCGAUGAUCGGCGCUCACAUACAGUCGUUAUCGGACUCCUUAGAUAUCCCGCACAUCGAGAGUCGACUAGACCUAGAGCCCGACGUGAAGGACUGCUCCAUAAACCUUCAUCCUGACCCCCAGAUCACGGGCAAGUCGAUUAGGGACCUGGUUGCCUACCUCAACUGGACACGCAUUGCCGUGCUGUAUCAAGACGAUAUCUCUUUGAUCAGUCUGCAAGAAUUAGUGCGGCCGUUUCCCCCGAAGAACGUGCAGUACUUGUUCCGGAGGGCGGAUAACUUCACGGCCACGCUAAUGGACAUCAAGAGCCGAGGCAUCUACAGCAUGAUCAUCGAUGUCCGACCUCAAAACCUUACUGCCUUUCUUAGAGCCAUUCUCCAAAUUCAAAUGAACGAUUACAAGUACCAUUACCACUUUGCAACAUACGACAUUGAAGCCUACAACUUAGAAGACUUUCAGUACAACUUUGUGAACAUCACGGCCUAUCGCAUGGUGGACUCUGAGAACGCCACUGUUCGUGAAACCAUGCGGGACAUGGAAAGGUUCCAGCCUUUUGGACAGAAUAUCCUCAACAAAAGCACCGUUAUAAUCACUGAACCGGCACUGAUGUUCGAUGCAGUAUACGCCUUCGCGCACGGCCUAAACGAUCUGCAGAGAAGCACCACUCUAAGGCCCUCCAACGUGUCCUGCGAUGACGAAGUGUCCUGGACUGAAGGCACCAGCCUGUUUAACCUCAUUAGCAUGGUUGACUUCUACGGUCUCACGGGAAAUAUACGGUUCAACGAAGGGAAUCGAACGAGCCUGAAACUUGAUUUGCUCAAGCUGAAGCAAAAUUCUCUAGAGAAGGUUGGAGAGUGGUCCACAUCCGAUGGGCUGAACAUCACAAACCACAACGCCUUUCACGACUUCGGCACGACGAAUGUCACCCUCCGCGUAACGACGAUUGAGUCUCGACCGUAUGUGAUGAUGAAGCAAAACAAAAACCUGACGGGAAACGACCGCUUCGACGGUUUCUGCAUCGACCUCUUACGAACCAUCGCCGACUUACUAGGCUUCAACUACGAACUCUACCUAGUGCCCGACAAGAAAUUCGGCGUCGAGAAUACGACGACGAACGAGUGGAACGGCAUGGUUCGGGAGAUCAUCGACAAGAACGCAGACUUGGCUGUGGCGCCCAUGACCAUCAACUACGCCCGGGAGUCUGUUAUCGACUUCACAAAACCCUUCAUGAAUCUGGGGAUAGGUAUCCUGUUCAUGAUCCCAUCAGGCAUGCCAGUAAAGCUCUUCUCGUUCAUGAGUCCUCUGGACGUGGACAUUUGGCUGUACGUGCUCGCAGCCUACAUCAUGGUGUCGACCACGAUGUUCAUCGUGGCCCGGUUCAGCCCCUACGAGUGGCGAAGUCCGCACCCGUGUGCGCGGGACAGCAGCGUUAUGGAGAACCAGUUCAGCCUAGGCAAUAGCUUCUGGUUCACGAUCGUUACCCUGAUGCACCAGGGCUGCGACCUCAACCCGAAGGCCAUGUCGACACGCAUCGUGGGCGCCAUCUGGUGGUUCUUCACGCUAAUACUCAUCUCAUCGUAUACUGCCAAUUUAGCGGCAUUCCUCACUGUCGAACGCAUGAUCACACCCAUUGAGAGCGUCGAAGACCUCGCCGAGCAGAGCAAAAUCGCUUACGGGACUCUCGACUCGGGUUCUACUAUGACCUUCUUCCGGGAUUCCAAGAUUGAGACGUAUCAGAAGAUGUGGCGGUACAUGGAAAACAGGCCGACGGUUUUUGUCGGUUCUUACGAAGAUGGCGUUCAACGAGUGCUGCAAGGCAACUACGCGUUCCUCAUGGAGUCUACAAUGCUGGAUUUCAUGGUGCAGAGAGACUGUAAUUUGACUCAAGUUGGUGGGCUCCUCGAUUCCAAGGGAUACGGAAUCGCUACUCCUAUUGGAUCUCCUUGGAGGGACAAGAUUUCUUUGGCCAUUCUUGACCUCCAGGAGAAGGGUGUGAUACAAAUGCUGUACAACAAGUGGUGGAAGAGCCCGGGUCUCACCUGCAACAGGGAUGACAAGAAUAAAGAGGGCAAGGCCAAUGCCCUGGGCUUGGCCAACAUCGGAGGCGUGUUUGUUGUGCUACUGUGUGGAUUGGCAGUCGCAGUGAUGACGGCAAUCGUGGAGUUCUGCGUCAAUUCCAGGAAACACGCUACAAACGACAGGAACUUGGUAUUCUGUUCCACGCAGCAAUCUCUGUGCUCCGAGAUGGCGGAAGAGCUGCGGUUCGCCGUCCGCUGCCGAGCGUCCCGCCAGCGACCCGCUCUGCGGCGGCAGUGCUCCAAGUGUAUUCCCGGUACCACGUACGUGCCCGCGGCUAUGGACCUCCCGCAGGAGAACGGCAUCUUGCAGAUGCUGGAGAUGCGGAAGUCACCCGUUCAUUUCGACUGCGGUGGCACCGACUCCUAGCAGAGAGCUCACGGGGCGAACAGCGUCGCCUCGUCCUCGAACUACGACGUGCCCCAGCUGUGCUACCUGGGCGCGCGACACCCAAACAGCCUGCAUUCCGCAUCAACAUCCACCAUUCAGCAGGACGUUCCUAUGCGAUGUCCUGUGCAUCAUCCAAGGCCAUCGCCUUCUUGAGGGUUUCUCAAACCAGGACACAGCCGGUGUCUCCCGCGGGAUGUCCUACAGACUGCUCAGUGUUCAUCGUGGCACGUUGACUACUCGGUGUGAACCGUUCUUCAUCUACAUCACCGGUUCAUUUCCUAUUUGUUUCGAAGGUGCUGCACUUUGUGAGUGCAGACUUUCGAUGACGAUUGCCUCUAGGCUGUAGCUUGGACUUGAUAACCAAUUACACGCGUGUACUUUAGGGAAUGAAAUUGUCCUAAUUGUACAUACCUGCGUUUGGACGGUGCAGAUAGUCGAAUAUGUCGACGCUAAUGCAAUAUCUUCUAGUGAAACCAGUGAGAUCAUAUAUUUUAGUAUACAGAUCUAUGUGUGUUGUUGCUUGUUGUAGGGAGAAUGGCGUUGAUGCCGACUCACAAGUAUAUGUUAACUCCUUACGACAGCGUGGUUGAAAUUUUUCCACCGCGGGAGGUUUUUGUUACACUGGCUCGUUUGUUUAAUGUAGCUUGUUUAGGCACUUACGAGGUUGUUUAUGCGGAAAACGUUUUUUUAUUCCCAUAACGACAACAAGAGGCAAUCUGGAUUGUUUACUCGAUAUAGUCUUCAAAAUUACACUGUGACUAUGGCCUAUCGUGGCACAGCUUUACGGAGCUUCAACGCAUAAUUUUGAACUCUACACAACAUCUUCUUUGCGAAAUCAUAAGGGCCGAUAUAUACCGAUGCAUUUACUAGGCGAUAAAGCUAUCUCUUCUUUGUAGGGAAAGGGGGGGGGCGCAGGAUGGGAACCUUCGCUUUGCUAGUAAUUCAUGAUCAGGAGACUGGUGAACAUACGGAUCGCGGUACGAUAUGCACAGCUACGUACGCUAGAGUGCUAUUUAAAUUUACUGCUUGUGCUGAUCCCUAUGUUUAGCAGCUCUAGGUGCAUUGAUCGCGAAUUACUCGCGGGUUGCCUGCUUGCUUGCUUCUCUGCGUCAAGAUAACGUUCUGCUGAAUGAGUCUAAAACAACACGUGCUCUCUUCCAUUGUACACGCGUCAUAACUUGCCCUGACUUCAUGCAUCAGUAGAUCGAGGUAUAAUCAUCGGAACAGAAGGCGCACAUAACUUGAAUAAAGCCUCAUCAUCCGGGCACCCCACUAAUCAUCAUUUGACUUAUCCUCAAAGGAUUUACCGUUAGUUUUUCAAAUCCUUCCAAGGGCGACAGUGUUUGACCAUAUUGUCAGGUGCCGACAUUCCGUCUGUCGUCACGUGCACUGAC
Ornithodoros turicata is the source of this 4561-nucleotide messenger RNA. Its product is annotated as glutamate receptor ionotropic, kainate 2-like. The transcript has 14 exons. The coding region runs from base 369 to 3146 and encodes 925 amino acids. Gene Ontology annotation, cellular component: postsynaptic density membrane; plasma membrane. NCBI's taxonomy places the organism in Eukaryota, Metazoa, Arthropoda, Arachnida, Ixodida, Argasidae. Gene Ontology annotation, molecular function: ligand-gated monoatomic ion channel activity; signaling receptor activity. Gene Ontology annotation, biological process: monoatomic ion transport. The record is from RefSeq and is a predicted model, not a curated record.